Corylus avellana is the source of this 2159-nucleotide messenger RNA. RefSeq names its product tryptophan decarboxylase TDC2. Gene Ontology annotation, cellular component: cytoplasm. The record is from RefSeq and is a predicted model, not a curated record. Gene Ontology annotation, molecular function: carboxy-lyase activity; pyridoxal phosphate binding. Lineage: Eukaryota; Viridiplantae; Streptophyta; Magnoliopsida; Fagales; Betulaceae. Gene Ontology annotation, biological process: carboxylic acid metabolic process; amino acid metabolic process.
UCUCCCCGCUCCUCGAUUUAAACCCCUCUCACCAGCCCCUUUUUCACCGCCAUUACCACCAUCUCCGUUCUCCUCCCGUGCCGUACGUUCUAAAACUUCCUUUUUUUUCUCCGUCAAACACUGAAAAAAUGGGUAGCCUUGAUUUGAGCUCCGUCGACUCUUCCUCUCCCCAGCGUGAAUUCAAGCCCUUAGACCCCGAAGAAUUCCGACAACAUGCCCACCAGAUGGUCGACUUCAUAGCCGACUACUACAAACAAAUCGAAACCUUCCCAGUUCUCAGCCAAGUCCAGCCCGACUACCUCCGCAACCGUCUCCCCGGAGCUGCACCAUACCUUCCUGAAUCGCUACAAACCAUUCUCACAGACGUAACCAAUCACAUAAUCCCCGGUAUGACUCAUUGGUUAAGCCCAAACUUCUUUGCCUUCUUUCCGGCCACUGUCAGCACCGCUGCUUUCCUCGGAGAAAUGCUGUGCACCUCGUUUAAUGCCGUCGGUUUCAACUGGCUUGCCUCCCCGGCGGCCACGGAGCUCGAGAUCAUUGUCAUGGACUGGUUAGCCAGCAUGCUUAAACUCCCGAAGUCUUUUAUGUUCUCCGGCACCGGCGGCGGAGUCAUUCAAAACACCACGAGUGAAGCAAUUCUAGUUACUCUCGUCGCCGCCAGAGAUCGCGAGCUACGUGCAAAAGGGACCGAUGAAAUACAAAAGCUCGUCGUGUAUUGCUCCGACCAGACACAUUCGACUUUCACUAAGGCUGCCAAACUUGCCGGCAUCAGUCCCCGCAACGUAAAGUCUAUCCCGACAAACAUUGAUACAGAUUUUGCUUUGUCGCCAGUUCUGCUACGUACUGUUGUGGAGGCUGACGUGGCGUCCGGGCUGGUCCCACUUUAUGUUUGUGCCACCGUGGGGACAACCUCAACCACUGCAGUUGAUCCUCUCGAGCUGCUUGCCGACGUGGCAAGCGAGUACGGGAUGUGGAUGCAUGUGGACGCUGCUUACGGCGGUAGCGCAUGCAUUUGUCCCGAGUUUAGGCACUACUUGGACGGGAUCGACCGAGUCGACUCACUGAGUCUGAGCCCGCACAAGUGGCUGCUCUGCUACUUGGAUUGCUGCUGCAUGUGGGUCAAGAACCCGAGCUUACUGGUGAAAGCAUUGAGCACCGACCCGGAGUACUUGAGAAACAAAGCGAGCGAGUCGGACUCGGUGGUGGAUUUCAAGGACUGGCAAGUGGGUACGGGUCGAAAAUUCAAGUCGCUCCGUCUUUGGCUCGUGCUGCGCAGCUACGGCGUAGCGAAUCUCGAGAGCCACAUCCGGUCCGACGUGCGGAUGGCGAAGAUGUUCGAGGGGCUCGUGAAAUCCGACCCGCGGUUCGAAAUCGUGGUGCCGAGGUGGUUCGCGCUGGUGUGCUUCAGGCUAAACCCGCUUUCAUGGGCCGGGUCGGGUAACACAGAAGUCCUGAACCGGAAGCUGCUCGAGUGGGUGAACUCAAGCGGGCUCGUUUACAUGACCCACACAAUAGUCGGUGGGGUAUACCUCCUGAGGUUCGCGGUGGGGGCCACACUUACAGAAGAGCACCACGUGGUUGACGCGUGGAAACUGAUCAAAGAAGGAGCUGAUGCCGUUCUUAAGGGCGGAUGCAAUUGAUGAUAAGCUCUUGUCACCUUUUGUGCCUUGAAACAAACUGGUUUCUGGUGGAGUUUUUUUUUUGUUUGGAAAAUGCAGUUUAUCUCUUUGAAAUUUUUGGGAUUUUUUAAUUUUAAUUUCAAAGUUCAAAAAUUGGCAAUCUACCCUCCUAAAGUUUUAAAAUUUGACAAUUUAAACCAUCCGUUUAAUUUUUUCGUCUAAAUAGACGGAAAUCUAUGAAAUUACAUCAUUACCCUCAAGCUUUUUUUUUUAAAAAAAAAAAAAUUUCCGUACAAUUUAACAGAAAUUAGUAACGGAAGGUUUAAAUUGCCAAUUUUUAAAACUUCAGAGGGGUAGAUUGCCAAUUUUUGAACUUUGUGGUUAAAAUUGAAAAAUCCCUGAAACAUCAAGGGUAAAUUGCAUUUUCCUUUUUUUUUUUUUUUUUUUUUUUAAUAUUUCCAUUGAGGCAAAUUGUGAAGGAAAGGGUGUAAAAGUCGAGUAGCGAAUAUAACUACUUAAAAACCCUUGAAAUAAAAAAGG